CCAGAAGCCUAGCAUGGUCCACCAAAAUAGGCAGCCAAGGUAUAUAAUGAUUCGUCAGGACGGCCUUGGAGUGAGCUGCACACUGUGCAAUAGUCCACCCUGCUGGGGAGCUUCACACGUUUCUGUCAAAGCAUCCAAUUGAAUUCAUGCACGGCGUGCACAGAACCCAAACUUUGUUGUUGUGAAGUGCCCUGACAGGUGUGAAAGGAUUGAGGCUGUUUGGAAACUCUUGACGAGUUUUUGUCUUUUCUCUUUUAUUCUACCAUUUUUCAUGUUUCUAUCUGGAUGUGUUCUGACUCCAACUCGCACUUCACGGAAAAAACAAGACAACCAGGCAUGACCCCAGUGCUGGCGUCGACUCUAAAAAGCCAUGGAUGCGUUUCUGGCCCGCGUUUCUUACCACGCAACGAGUUAUGCUAUACGUUCCUGCCUGGCACUAACUUCCACAUUAGUGAUACAACAAGGUUCGCGGUUACUCAAGACCGUCGAUGACCACCCUCUCAGAGCUGAACUGGCUGCGUUGCAACGGCGCCUUGCUCGGAAAAUCGAACUUGUGUCACCUAUCUUGGAGUCAAUCGAGUUCCGCUACACGCGUGGCAAUUCAGCACUGGAAGCUGUUGUGCGAGUAGGGAGAGAGCUUCGAGAUGAGAUCGACGCCUUGACCGCCAGAUAUCAAGAUGCAGCUACUCUGGAAGAGCAGCUCCAUUCCAUGGGCAAGAAACCGUCAUCACAGGACCGCGGGGCUGAGCUACGGUCUAUCUUGACAGAGACGAAACAGCUCAUGGCCAGCAUAGACGACUUGAUUCCGUCUAUAAACCUGUGGGUGUCUGCUAUAGGGGGUAUCCAGCCCGAGCAAGCCUCAUUCUCACCAUCGCGUCUACUUCAAGCAAGUAUGGUAGUCAACGUCGGCGACUCACAAUUUGUUCUUGCCCCGAGUCGUCCUAUGCAGAUCGGACCGGACUUCACAUUGUCAUUGUAUAUGCUUUUCCGGGGACACGCUUUCGCCCAGAACGGCGAGGCUUACGGAGUCGAAGAGGGCCAGAGAAAGCCAAUGUGGCAGGAAGUCAUACACAAGUCCCGAGUCAGGUUGUAUCGUGUGCCUACGAACCAGCUCCAUGACGAAGGAUUUGAGUCGAAUGGCCAUAGACAGUCGACCGGUUACGCGUAUCAGCUGCAGAUUGUUGAAGACCUGGACGAUGGACGCGUGCACACGUUUGAGGACGGAAACGUUGCGCCAGGGCCUUACGAUGGCAUGUCUCUUGCCGGGGUCCGAGAAGUAGUGCCCGUCGGUCAGAUAUCGAAAAUGUUUUACGCUGAUGUCGGCAGGAUUUUGAACAUCAAUAACGAAGAUGGCGCGUCAAGCAAUCCUGUGUUGUUGCUUAAAAGAGACACUUCACAGAUAGUACAUGAAACCCAUGUUGCGACCGAUACUGCUGAUUUCCGGGUGCUGGAGCAGCAACAUCACCUUGUAGAAAGCAUCGAGGAGGCCAGCUUUGUCUCCGAUUCUACUCUUUCGGAACCAAGUCCGCAGGAUGACAUCGAUCGCCAGCUUCGAGAAGAGAGCCAAGCAGCGGAGGUGACAGACGAAGUCUCUCAGCCACCCCAGCAAGGCCUUGUUAACCCGCCUCUAAAACCUUCGAAUGUCUCAAACGGUUGUCCCUGGACUAUACCUCAUAACAUUGACCCCGAGUGGAUGGCCAUGGAAGUGUUCGAGUUCGAUGAUUCAGGCUCUUCCACAGAUGAUGAAGACGAAGAACGCGAAACGGACGAGGAUGGUGCAUCAUCCGCACCAAGGACGCCCAGGCCGCACGCAGCAUCGAGGACCUCGGUGGACAAGAACCUCAUCACCCAGCUCCAGCGGAUGAGGGUGGCCUCGAACACGGGCUCGAGUUCCCCGCCCUCGAGCUCUCACUCGUACGCAUACACGAACGGCCACGAGGAUGUCGACCUCUCCACCUCCACAGAGCUCAUGAGACAGCCUCGAGCCCAGGACUCCGCACCUCUCUCCCCCACGACGAUAGAGCGCUCCCCGUUCGGCGCGAUCAGAACCUCGCUCUCGCUGCUCGAGAUGCUGCUCCGCCUAACUAGUCUGCAAGAGUUCGAGCAGAUGACACAUCUCUCUAUCCCUGAUCAUGUGUUGAAGUUCUACUUGGAUGAGUCGGCGUCCGAGAGCGGGCUUCACGGGAAAGAGCGCUGGGCAGCACGGGCAGAGGCUGCCAAGAAGAUGGGAUUUGAUCCCUAUGUUGAUGGGCCUGAAGGAGGCGGCAGUGGGCCAGCAGGUUUUUGAAGGGGUGGGGGAGGAGCAGGAGGAGGAGAAAAAUAGUCAUUGCAACUGCGUUUCGUGCAUAGCCCAGGAGUUCGGAGAU
Truncatella angustata is the source of this 2366-nucleotide messenger RNA. RefSeq names its product RanGTP-binding protein-domain-containing protein. The transcript has 3 exons. NCBI's taxonomy places the organism in Eukaryota, Fungi, Ascomycota, Sordariomycetes, Amphisphaeriales, Sporocadaceae. Gene Ontology annotation, molecular function: GTPase regulator activity. The record is from RefSeq and is a predicted model, not a curated record. Gene Ontology annotation, cellular component: cytoplasm; nucleus. The coding region runs from base 371 to 2287 and encodes 638 amino acids.